UGCAUUGUGGGUAAUGGUGGCGGAAGUUUGACGCUCGUGGAUGGUGUUGUUGGUGUUCGGGGUCUGCGCCGCGUUUCGGUCUUUAACUUUCGCCCGUGGGAGGGGGAUUUGCGGUGGGAACCGCGGCCGUGUGUCAGCGUGUGAAUGCGGGGCGAAGAGUCGUCGGAUUCCGAGUCGGGGAGGAUGGAGGAGAGUUCGGUCCGGAGGAGUUUGGAGACUUUGUGUCAAGAACUGAACAUGGACGAGCAGCCGGCAGCUGAAGCCAUGGACAACUUCACAGCCAUAUGGGAUACAUACACCCUGGAGGGAGAGGUGGUCCACUGGCUGGCCUGUGCGCUGUACGCGGCCUGCAGGAAGGGCUCCACUCCCACCGUGGGGAAGGGGCUGAUGGAGGGGAACUGCGUCUCGCUCACCAGGAUCCUGCGCUGCGCCAAGCUGAGCCUCAUCCAGUUCUUCUCCAAGAUGCGGAAAUGGGCCGACAUGUCCAACCUGUCGCAGGACUUCAGGCUGCGGAUGGACCGGCUGGAGCGCAACUUUGAGGUUUCCACGGUGAUCUUCCGUAAGUUCGAGCCGAUCUUCAGGGACAUGUUCGUGAAUCCCCAGGGAUGCGAAGCACCGCGGCAACCGCGCAGCAGGAAGCACAGGCGGCUGCCCUGUCACAUCACCGAUGUGUUCAAGUUCUGCUGGACGCUGUUCGUCUUCACUAAAGGAAACUUCCGGAUGAUCGGAGACGACCUGGUGAACUCGUACCACCUGCUGCUCUGCUGCCUGGACCUGGUGUUCGGCAACGCCCUGCUGUGUGCCAACAGGAAGGAGCUGAUCAACCCCGGCUUCAGAGGUGUGCCUCCCUCGUUCCGAUUGGACGGCCCCGCCCCCCAGAGCGAGGCUCCGCCCUGCGUCUUGGAGAAGCUGUGUGAGCUGCAUGACGGCCUGGUGGUGGAGGCCAAAGGCAUCAAGCAGCACUACUUCAAACCGUACAUCCACAAACUGUUCCACAAACAGAUCCUGAAAGGAAACGAAACGCUUUUCACUGAAAUGUUGGAUCCUCAGAACUUUAUUGACAACAAUAAAGCCAUAAAUAGGGAGUACGAGGAGUACGUGCUGACGGCGGGAGACUUCGAUGAGCGAGUGUUCCUGGGAGCCGACGCCGACGAGGAAAUCGGAACGCCAAGGAAGUUUGUUCAGGAGCGAGUCGCCAGCCAGGCUGCAGCUCAGAGAGACGGGCAGCAGCUGGAGAAGCAACAGUUCAUGACUUCUGCCAUUGAUUUUCAUGUUUGUCUCUGCAGGUCCUGCUCCAGAGAUCCCACUGACUCCAUUCUGGCUCGGGUCAAAACUUUGGGACAAACCUUCAGGGAACAAUACACCAACAACUCCGAGGACACGCCGGGAUCUCACAUCGACUUUGCUGAGAGCCGCUGGAAGCUGGCUGAGAUCCUCUACCACAAAGUCCUGGAGAACGUUCUGGUCCAGGAGACGAAGCGCCUGCAGGGCCGGGACAUGAGUGUUCUGCUGGAGCAGGACAUCUUCCACUGCUCCCUGAUGGCCUGCUGCCUGGAGGUGGUCCUGUUCUCCUACAGCUCCCAGAGAACCUUCCCCUGGAUCAUCAGCGUCUUCAAGCUGCCGCCGUUCUACUUCUUCAAGGUGAUCGAGGUGUUCAUCCGCUCAGAGGAAGGUCUGUCCCGCGACAUGGUGAAGCAUCUGAACGCCAUCGAGGAGCAGGUUCUGGAGAGCCGGGCCUGGGCCUCGGACUCCGCCCUGUGGAGCGCGCUGGAGGCCGCCGGCGGGAAAGUCCCCAUGGUGGAGGAGGUGAACUUCUCGUCUUGUCUGGAUUCUGGUUCUGGUUCCGGUUCCACUAACGGCCUGCCUCAUCUGCCGCUGAUGGCCCAGUCUCCCAUCAUCCACCCUCGGAUCAGGGAGUUCCGGUCGGGUCUGGGAAGUUCACGGAAAGAAGUUCCUGCGUCUCCGCUGUCGGUCCAUGACCGGUACAGCUCUCCGGCCGCCGGCAGCGCCAAGCGCCGGCUCUUUGGCGACGACCCGCCGGCGCCCCCUGCUGGCCUGAACGUCGCCGUCAGCCCGACGCCGUCUCCGGCCAAGAGGCUGACGUUUGGGACGAGCCAGAAGAUCGGAGGACAGAGCGCCGUGCUCAGCAUCCCACUGCAAGGUGAGCGAACGUUCGCCCUGAUCCCGGUCCAACCCUGCGACUCCUCCGGCGUCGUCACGGCUCAGUUCCUGCUGACCUCGUCCCCGGGUAGGGUUGCCGUCGCCACGGCGACCUCCAGCACCGAGCCCCAGGCGGGAACCGGGCGGCCGCGGCGAACCGGGUCGCUGGCUCUGUUCUUCAGGAAGGUGUACCACCUGUCCAGCGUGCGGCUCAGAGAUCUGUGCCUGAAGCUGGACGUGUCGUCGGAUCUGCGCGGAAAAAUCUGGACGUGUUUUGAACACGUUUUGGUUCACUGCAGCGACUUGAUGAAGGGGCGGCACCUGGACCAGCUGCUGCUCUGCUGCCCAUGUUUCUCCCUGCAGAUCAGCAAAGAGACGCUCACCUUCCAGGACAUCAUGAAGUGUUACCGCAGCCAGCCGCAGGCCAGCAGCCACGUGUACCGUAGUGUGUUGCUUCGUCACACUCCCAGAGAGCAGCCAGCCGAUGAAAACAUGGAGGUGGACUCCGUGUCUGGAGGAGAAUCUGCAGAGAAAGCCAGUCAGCAGCCAGCAGGCAGACAUCCUGACCAAUCAGAGGAGGAGGAGCGUGGUGACCUCAUCCAGUUUUACAACAUGGUGUUUGUCCUGAAGAUGAAGAGCUUCGCUAUGCGCUACGCCACCGGCGACGCCCGGGCCGACGCUCCGCCCCUCUCUCCGUUCCCGUCGGUCCGCGCUCAGCCUCUGUCGCCGCGACGCGUCAGUCAGAGACACUCGCUCUACGUUUCACCUCACAAGAACUCAGCAGGGAGUCUGACGCCGAACUCCUUCACCUACAGGAUCAACAGCAGCCCGUCCAAGGAGCUGUCGGACAUCAACCGGAUGAUCCGGCAGGGCGCCGUCAGCAGGAAGAGGGCCUUCACCAUGGAGGGCGACGUGAUGAUGUCAUCAGCAUGCGACUCGCCCAGUAAGAGGGCGUGUCCGGAGAACGGCAGCAGUCCAGACGUUCUGCUGAAGCGCCUGCAGGACGUCGUGUCCGAGCGCCAGAGUCACUGACAGAAACUCGGCCUUGGAGCGCCGUUACCAUGGUAACGCCUUACAGGACCGCCCCGUAACCACGGUAACGCCUUACAGGACUGCCCCGUAACCACGGUAACGCUUUACAGGACGGCCCCGUUAC
Molecule: messenger RNA, 3316 nt
Organism: Poecilia reticulata (guppy)
Lineage: Eukaryota; Metazoa; Chordata; Actinopteri; Cyprinodontiformes; Poeciliidae
Source: RefSeq, a predicted model, not a curated record